Paramecium octaurelia is the source of this 2710-nucleotide messenger RNA. NCBI's taxonomy places the organism in Eukaryota, Ciliophora, Oligohymenophorea, Peniculida, Parameciidae. The record is from the annotation of a GenBank genome assembly.
AUGAAGAAUUAUGCGUCACACCCACUAUAAUCAAGCGGAAAAGGAAGUUUAUAAGACACUCCUUAUUAUAUGGAGUUAAAACCCAAAAAAAGUAAUUCGAAAAUAGCUAAUACUGAAAGAACAACCGCCAAAAACACUAAAUAAGACUUGUUGGAAUACUUCAAAAAAGAACGAAAUACUCUAGCUUAAGUAACUAAUAGUAUUAAAACAUAACUUCAAUAAAAUCGAUCUAUUGACAAUUUGAUUAGCCAGAAGAGCGAAAGACUUAAAACACUUAAUGCCCAAUAUCAAUAAUUCCCUUUGUCUAUAGACUAAAGGAUUAAUACAGAUGAGGGAAAUAGCAUCAAAAGAUAAAUCCUCAAGGGAAAGAAUCUCUCCCUAGCUACAAUUCAAAUGGAAUCAAAGUAGUAGAAGAUACCUAUCUUAUAAGCUAAAGUGAAUCAGACACCUUAAAACAAUCACAAGGUACCAAAAUCAACAGUAGACCAAUACUUUUAAGAUAUACAAAUAAAAAGUGCAAAACAAUAUAAAAAUAAUCAUUACUUAGACUAUCAACAAUAUUUCAACAUUAGGGCAAACAAAAAUUCUUUGUUACAAGAAUCUCAAACAUUAAAAUAAUCAAUUGAAUAUAUCUUAACCAAAAAUAAGUAAGAUGCCAAAAAGGUGGUCAAGAGACUAGACUCAACUGAACCACGGUCAAUAAAUCAAUCCACUCAAUAAAGAAGUGAUUCCAUAAAAAAAAUGAAUAGGGCCGAGGACUCAAAUCAUUUUGAUUCUAAAAAGCAACUAAAAAUUAUAUUAUUUUACAAGAACCAAAAGUAUUUGUAUAUCAAUAUCUAGAUACAACUAUUUAUUUGAUUAUCAAAAUAAAACCACUGAUAACUUAUACAAUUUUUUGAUCCAACAAAUAGCUAGCAUUGAGAAAUCUUUUGUUAUACAAGGAGGAGGCACAGGAUCAACUGAAGAAGAUCACAUUUAACAAGGUAUUCUAUAAUUCUAAAAUUUAGAAAUCAAUAAGGUUUGCCAGUUUUAUUGUGUUUAGAAGAAUGUGCCUUAUGAUUACUAUCUAAGUCUUCCAAAUUUACCAUUAAACGUCUUUUAAGGAAUAACUUUGUAAUUGUAACCAUUAAUGGCAUAAUCACCUUCUGGCAAGAGAGUUACAUUAAAAGAUUUCAAUCUUGUCAAAUGUAUAGGUGUAGGCGGGUUUUCGAGAGUGUAUUUGGUGAGGAAAAGAGACAAUGGGAAAUUUUAUGCACUCAAAUUGAUUGAUAAGAAAUUUAUAAUGGAAAAUUAGAAGCAAAUUAUAGUUUAGAAUGAAAGAGAUAUAAUGGUGAAGAUGGAUAAUUAAUUCAUUACUCCAUUACACUUUGCAUUUGAAACUAAGUUUUAUAUUGCAUUUGUUCUUGAUUAUUGUUCAGGAGGAGAAUUGUUCUUCCAUCUAAGAAAACUAAAGAGGUUGAGUGAGUAAGAUGCUAAAUAUUAUUUUGUUGAAAUUUGCAUUGGUAUGGCAUACUUACAUUCAUAAAAUAUUAUUUAUCGAGAUAUCAAACCUGAGAAUAUAUUAUUGGAUUUGCAUGGACAUCUCUUACUCAGUGAUUUUGGACUUAGUAAACCUAAUAUGUCACCAGAAGAGUUGGCUUAUUCUUUUUGUGGAUCACCUGAGUACAUGGCUCCAGAAAUGCUUCUCAAAACAGGUCACAACUAUUUGGUUGAUUGUUAUUGUUUAGGAGCAUUACUCUACGAAUUAGUAACAGGAUUACCACCAUUCUAUUCUCAUAAUACUCAAGAAAUCUACAACUCAAUCUUGACAGAAUAAGUUCAAUUUCCUCCUUAUGUCCAAAUCUCAGACGAAUUAAAGGACUUGAUAUACUCGUUACUAGAGAAAGAGCCUUCAUAAAGAAUAGGAUAGAAUUAAGGUGUUAUAGAAAUCCUUACUCAUCCUUGGUUUGCAGAUGCUGAUUUUGAAGCCAUAGUUAAUAAAAAAAUCAAGCCUCCUUACAAACCACAACCUUUAUAAUAUAAUUUUGAUGAAGAAGAAUUUAAUAAAGGAGAUACUGAGUUUAGAAAAUAAUACAAUGUCAAUUUAUAAAAAGAAUAUGUAACAUUAUGUUGUUAUUUUAGACUAAUGACAAUCAUGGCAAUCUCAUUCUACAAAAUUUUUAUUUUUCAAGAGAAGAUCUCCCAGAAAAAUCAGAACACAAGUCCAAAAGAUCAAAUGUUAUAAAUUUAAGUCAGCUUCAUUUAGAAGGUGUGCCUGAAGAUUAGAAUUCUCCAGGAAGAGUUGGAAUCUAGGUUUUCACAUCUGAUCUGAGGAGAGUUUAAAAAUAUUAAGGGAAAUCAGAAGUUUAAGAUGUCCUCAAACGAAAUAAUUAAAAUAAUAAUAAUAAAUCCGCUUCUCUAAUUACUUCUUCCAAAGUAGCUCAUGCUUAUUCAAAAACAAUGUAACAAUAAAAUUCACAUCCUGAUUUAAAAGUAAGCUAUAUAUAUUCAAAAUUAGUCACUUAAAUUGAUGAUUGAUUCUACAAAAAUGCAACUUAGUUCUGAGAGGAAUGCUACCUUGCCUGAGAACCAAAGCUCCAAAUUUUAAAAUAAUCGAAUCAAGACCGAACAGAUCACUUAGAUGAUUUAUCCUAAAACUACUACUAAUUAUUAGUUGAACAAGCAAUCUAAUCUUUAGAAAUUGUUUGGAUCUGAUAAAAGAAAAAAAUGA